ACUGAGGCAGAAGUGAAUCCCAAAGCUUACCCGCUGGCCGAUGCACAGCUCACCAAAACGCUACUGGAUCUCGUGCAGCAGUCCUGCAACUAUAAGCAGCUACGCAAGGGAGCCAAUGAAGCCACCAAAACACUGAACCGAGGGAUAGCGGAGUUCAUUGUGAUGGCGGCAGAUGCAGAGCCCCUGGAGAUCAUCCUGCACCUCCCUCUUCUUUGCGAGGACAAGAAUGUACCUUACGUGUUUGUGCGCUCCAAGCAAGCCCUGGGCCGGGCGUGUGGAGUUUCCCGACCUGUCAUUGCCUGCUCCAUCACCAUCAAGGAGGGAUCACAGCUAAAGCCUCAGAUCCAGUCUGUCCAGCAAGCUAUAGAACGACUGUUGGUCUAAAUUCCCAUGAGUUUCAAGUGUGUAUGGAAUAGGAAAGUUGAAGUCAGGGGGAAUUAAUGUUUAGCUUCAGUUGAGAUUAUAGUUUUUAUAUCAGUGUUUCAUUUUAAAACACGUUUUUGAUUAAUAACGGCUAAAUUCUUGGUGU
Mesitornis unicolor (brown roatelo) is the source of this 529-nucleotide messenger RNA. It is a transcript of the gene SNU13, whose product is annotated as NHP2 non-histone chromosome protein 2-like 1 (S. cerevisiae). The transcript is spliced from 2 exons. The record is from RefSeq and is a predicted model, not a curated record. NCBI's taxonomy places the organism in Eukaryota, Metazoa, Chordata, Aves, Mesitornithiformes, Mesitornithidae. Gene Ontology annotation, cellular component: nucleolus; U4/U6 x U5 tri-snRNP complex; small-subunit processome. Gene Ontology annotation, molecular function: RNA binding. Gene Ontology annotation, biological process: mRNA splicing, via spliceosome; ribosome biogenesis; maturation of SSU-rRNA. The annotation marks the transcript as partial.